UGUGUGUGGCUUGUAUUGAAAGCUAAGCAAGCGAAUGUCAGUGGAAGCAGGGGGAGAGGGAGAGGGGCUCCAAUGAGGAGUCACUGUUUUCUCUUACUUUGGCGAGCUGUCAAAUGAUGGUGAAACUUGCUGGUGAGCUUUUUAACAGUGCCACAAGAAACCAGAAAGAUUCACUUGCUUGUACAUCAAAAAUCUCCCUUCUCCAAUCCAAAGAUUGUAAUAAGAGUAACGCAAUCAAGUCCUUCAGUCUUUGGGAAUCGUAAGCUCUUCUGCUGCUAGCCUUCAUUCCUUUCUUUCCUCUUCUUAUAAAUUGACCCCAAUAAUGUCACUCUAGGUGUCAUCCCCUAGCCUCUCAUUGUGAGUUACCUUCACCAUCGCUAUCAUUAUCACGUAUAGCUUCUUCUUCUUCUUCUUCUUCUUCAUCACUUUUAUCAUUAGCCCAUUUGAAAAGAAACAACCAAGAAACAUGAAGGGAAGAUCAAGAUUUUGUUGUUUCAUGCUAGCUCUGCAACUUCUGAGUUGGGUUUCUACAGCUAGAACAAUACCUUCUGUUCCAGGUCCAGAACAGGCUCCACAAUCUUCUCCAUAUACUCUAGAACCAAAACAGGAAAUAAUGUCAGAAGCCAUGAGAGAAAAAUAUAACACGGGGGUUAGCAAAAUUGGGUCAACCCCACCAAUUUGCGAGCACAAGUGUAAUGGAUGCACACCAUGUGAAGCCAUUCAAGUGCCCAGCACCAGCAGGCAACACAACCAUAUGGGAAUCCAAUAUGCAAAUUAUGAACCAGAGAGCUGGAAAUGCAAGUGUGGCCCUUCCUUCUACAGCCCUUGAACAUUUUGUUCAUACACACACACACCCUCUUCUUUGGGCUUCAUACUUAUUGUCCCUAUGGCCUUUGUACAAACCUAGAGUUUAAAGUAAUCCAAACCAAGUUGAGAAACUCAUCAUUUGAACUGUCAGUACAUUAUCAGUGCCUAUUCACUAACUGGUUUUAGGCUUUAGACUUGCCAGUUGCCAUUUAAUAAUGCGCUUGUCGUUCAAACA
Messenger RNA from Prosopis cineraria, 1042 nucleotides. RefSeq names its product EPIDERMAL PATTERNING FACTOR-like protein 3. The transcript is spliced from 3 exons. The coding region runs from base 467 to 829 and encodes 120 amino acids. Lineage: Eukaryota; Viridiplantae; Streptophyta; Magnoliopsida; Fabales; Fabaceae. Gene Ontology annotation, biological process: stomatal complex development; guard cell differentiation. The record is from RefSeq and is a predicted model, not a curated record.